Messenger RNA from Tetrahymena thermophila SB210, 483 nucleotides. Its product is annotated as glycine cleavage system H protein. Gene Ontology annotation, cellular component: glycine cleavage complex; mitochondrion; cytoplasm. The transcript is spliced from 4 exons. The record is from RefSeq and is a predicted model, not a curated record. Lineage: Eukaryota; Ciliophora; Oligohymenophorea; Hymenostomatida; Tetrahymenidae. Gene Ontology annotation, biological process: glycine decarboxylation via glycine cleavage system; protein lipoylation.
AUGCUUAGCAGAUUAGUCAAGUCAUAAGUUUGUGCUUUAAGAAACUUUAAGGCUCUUUAAAAUAAAUUCUAAAUGAACUUCGCAGUUGUUAGAAAAUUCACAAAGGAACACGAAUGGGUUGAUUAUGAUGAAGAAGCUAAAACUGGUACUAUUGGUAUUACUGCUUAUGCUGCCUAAGAAUUAGGUGAUAUUGUUCAUAUUGAAUUCCCUGAUGUUGGCACUAAAUUCAAAGUAGGAGAAUCAAUUGGAUCAAUUGAAUCAGUUAAAGUAGCUGCUGAUGUUUAUGCUCCUGUUGAUGGAGAAAUCGAAUAAAUCAAUGAAAUUGUUAAUGAAGACCCUGCAUUAGUUAACUAAGACCCUAACUUAAACUGGUUCUUAAAACUUAAGGUUACUAAUGAAGCAUAAAUUAGAGAGUUAUUCACUGAAAAGUAAUAUCAAAGAUUCCUUGAAGACUUAAAAUCUGGAAACGCUGGAUCUCAUUGA